Molecule: messenger RNA, 5887 nt
Organism: Cicer arietinum (chickpea)
Lineage: Eukaryota; Viridiplantae; Streptophyta; Magnoliopsida; Fabales; Fabaceae
Product: protein MODIFIER OF SNC1 1-like
Biological process (GO): epigenetic regulation of gene expression
Source: RefSeq, a predicted model, not a curated record
AUGUCUAUCGUGUUGUUUCUCUCACCAUCGCGUGAAGCCGAGGAUUGUUCGGAGUUCAACGAACUUGCUGCUUACGAUAUUGCCGACGGAAUCUACGACGUCACAUUUUCCAACCAUGAUCCUUCCCGCGCACGAUUUGAUAUUCUUUCCUGUAAUUAGAACAAAUACCAUGACUGUAUCAUUGCCACAUCCUCCGUAGAUAAGUUGAUUAAGUUUUGGGAAGUUAGAAGCUUUAGGGUUCCGAUUUCGUUGCUUAAUGGGCAUGAGUAUGCUGUUAGAAAGGUGCAAAAUUUUCCGCAUGUGUGGAAUUUGAUGGUUUUUUGUUCUUAUGAUAUGACUGUUUGUGUUUGGGAUUUCAUGGUGGAUGAUGCGUUGGUGAGUAGGUAUAUGAUCAUCAUACUGAGUUUGAUGUUGGGGUUGAAAUGAGUGUGCUUGUUGAAGGGCUUAUUGCUAUUACUGAUUGGGAUGAGUUUGUUUGUUUGGAAAUGGAAGAGAUGAAAGAGGGAUAAAUGAUUAGGUGUGGAGGGUUUAUGUUACUAUCAUAGACUUCAAAUAAAUCUAACCAUAUAUCAAUCGCGGGCUAAGAAAUCAGAAAGGGGUUAAAUCGUAGGAAUUAAAAUUGCUCAAAAAAAUUAGGGGGUCCAAAAUCGCAUAAUUGAGAAACUUGAGGGGCUAAAAGUACAUUUAAGCCUUGAAAUUAUUAUGUGUUUUGUAUUGUGUUCAUGUCUAUCUUAUUGCUUCAUAAUUAGGUAGUGAGAGAACGUGCCGAUGGAAAGUGUUUAAUGAAAUGGUGCUUUCGAUGAGUGGCAACAUACAAUUAUAACCAUAAUUUGUAAUGAGAUAUGAUUAUGAAUAUGAAUGUCCUUAAUCUUGAUUUUGGAUAAGGGCUUAGAAUUUUGAGAUAGUAGUAAUGAGAUGGGUUGUCAGGAUUUAGCUGCCACUAGACAACUAUAUUUAAAGAAAUCAGUUUAUGUAAUUCCUGAAUGUUCCAACAAAAUUUAAGAAAAAGUUCAACCCUGCUCUCUUCCCCCUCUGAAAUUUAGUGGCCUUUAAGUUGGCUUGAAUGGUCGUGUGGCGACAACCAGGCUAUGACUUCAAGCAUGUUGAGUGGGGAGAGAAGGUGGGCCUCUUCCACCAGAAAAGGUGGUAUGACAGUGUUAGGGAAAGUUGCCGUUCCAAAACCUAUAAAUUUACCCAGUCAGAGGUUAGAAAAUCACGGUAUAGACCCAAAUGUGGAGAUUGUUCCCAAGGGUACCCUCAGCUGGGGCAGUAAAUCACCAUCUUCUGCGUUAAGCGCAUGGGGUUCUUCUGUGUCUCCAAAUGCCAGUGGUGGGGCUAGUUCACCCAGUCAACUCAGUGCCCGUCCAUCAUCUGGUGGAAGUGGGACACGACCUUCAACUUCUGGUAGUGAUAGUGCUUCUGAACUAACUUCUAGAGCAUGGGGAUCAAACUCUCGGCCUUCAUCGUCAUCUGGGGUACUGACAUCAAGUCGGACUUCACAGACAUCAUUGCGUCCUCGCAGUGCUGAAACAAGACCCAGUAGCUCAGAAUUAUCUCGGUUUGCUGAACAUGUGACUGAAAAUUCAGUGGCUUGGGAUGUUGGUAGAACUGCAGAGAAAUUGGGAAUUACACAAUGCAAGAAUGAUGAUUUUUCUUUGAGAUCUGGAGAUUUUCCUACUCUUGGUUCCGAGAAAGAUAAAUCUGUACCUAAUUCUGAGUUGCAAGCAGACCACGAUUCUCAUAUUCGGCCUGACUCUUCUGCUGGACUCGGGAAAGAGAAAAAUGAGACCUCAACUGUAGUUGGUGUUCCUGUUCAUGCAAAUAGGAAGGGUGAAACUGAAAAUUCUUGGAGAAGAGACUAUCAGGCCUUCAAUGAAGAUGGUAUGGGACCUGGAAUAGAGAAAUGGCGGGGGAAUCUCCCGCCCUUUCCUAAUGCUGUUAUUCCACCUCAGCACUUUGAUGUUUGGUGUGGUGCUCCAGUAAACAACCAUCAAGGUGGUAUUUGGUUAAGAGGUCCACCUAAUGGCCCUCCAUUUGGAACUCCUGUUGCUCCAGGUGGCUUCCCAAUUGAACCGUUUCCAUUUUAUCGUCCACAUAUUCCACCUACUGGUUUUGCCAAUCCACCUCAAAUUCCCCCUCAUGGAUGUGGUCCAACAGGGCAUCAUAAAAAUGGAGAAGUCUACAGGCCCCAUAUGCCUGAUGCUUACAUUCCUCCAGGUAUGCCGUUGAGACCUGGUUUCUAUCCUGGCCCAAUGGCCUAUGAAGGGUACUAUGGUCCUCCAAUGGGUUAUUGUAAUUCAAAUGAACGAGAUGUUCAUUUCAUGGGAAUGGCAGCUGGUCCCUCUGUUUAUAAUAGGAACCCAAGUCAGAAUCCACCUGAGACUGGCAAUUCACACAGUAGAUCCGGUGGACUUGGUCCUGCUGUAAAACAGUUGGCCUUGGAGCCAGUAGAAUCCAGUCAUAGUCCUGAUACCUCAAGACCAUACAGAGUUCUUCUUAAGCAACACAAUGAGUGGGAUAGAAAAAAUGAACCAACAAACUGGGAGGACUCAUUAACAAAGAAUGCAUCAUAUGCCAAUGUGAGGGACCAACCAAGAAUGUCUGUCCAGGAGAAUGAUCAUAGAUGGAACACGGAGAUGGAUUUAAAGAGAACAAGUUCUCAUGGCAAAGCAGCUUCUUCUCAAACAUCGGGAAAUCAAGGAUCUAGUUCUGUCAAUAAUGCUAAGUCUCUUGAAAGUACAGGAAGCUUUAAUAGGUUUGAUAAUAUUUCGGCAAAGAAAACAGAUGGUGUAGCCUCUAAUACGCUAGAAAUUUCUUCAAGACUAUCAUCUGCCCCUAAAGAUUCCACUUUGAUUCAGAAGAUAGAGGGUUUAAAUGCAAAAGCCAGGGAUGUAUCAUCUACUAAAAGUAAAGAGGAGAGGAGGAAUAAGUUUCAUGCUGGUAGCCAUGUGGAAAAUGAAGCCAGUGGUGGUGGUGUAUUUCCCGAGGCAACCCUUGCCGCUGAACCCAGGCAAAUUACUCAUGGCAUGCAAGGCAGAGGCAAUUAUCGUAAGGGAAGGCUCAAUACUCGAGAUACUGAUGAUUGGCGAAAGAAACCUGGGGUCAUAGAUUCUUCAACUUCAUCAGGUGUACAGUUGGAAGCAUCUAGCAUUCUUGUUGGCGAGCAUCAUAUAUCUGUUGAUGCCUACGAAAGGUCCAGGUCUUAUAGCCAAGUAAGGAGCGGAGGAGAAUCUAUGCAAACCUUAUCUGAUUCAGCCGAUAGCCAUGAACAGCGUGCUAAAACAAAUGAGUUAGCCAAGCAAGGGACGAAGCAACUACAGAAGGAAGAGGUGGAGUGGAAUAAAAAGCAAAAAGCUAAAUCUCUAGUGAAGUUAGAGGAGGUAAACAAGCGCACACAAGCAGUGAAAGGUUCAAUGCAGAAAGUGUAUGCUGCAAAUUCUGCCCUACAGAAUAAGAAGGAAGAAUUUCAACCUUUUGAAUCAGCAACAGUAUUGAGCAAAUCUGGGGCAGCCAAUUCAUCUGUAAUGCCGAAUGACAAUGAUGCAUGUCAGAAUGUUGUAAAUCAUAUUCAGUCAGUGGCCUUGGACCAGGAUGUUAAUUGUGCCGAUGACACUAAUGCUAUACACUUACAGGCUCACAACAAUGUUGACUCAAAGCAGAAAAGAGCAGGCUAUAAACAAAAGCAUAAUCUUUCUCUAGGCAAGACUUUGAAUGUUUCUACCACCUCAACUUCUGCAAAAGACGAGAAUGACAAAAUGGAUUAUGUUAGUGUGUCUUCUGGCAGUGUUACGAAUGAAGUAAGUUCAGCCUUCGUCUCAGGUUUACCCAUGAAUUCAACUUCUAUGGUUGAGUCAUCUGUAAACCCAAAAAGAAAGAAUAACCCGAGUAGCAAAAACAAAGAGAAAGUUGAAGAGAUUUCAUUGUUGGGUGCAUUACCAACAACAAUACCGCAGGAAGCCAAUCAUUCUACAAGCUUUGUUGAAAACAAACUCAUGGAAGACAUCGAGUUAGAUCAGGGUUUACUUCAGUCCUCAUCCUUGUCUAAAGACCCAAAUCAGAAUUCAGAACAAAGAUAUUCUGAAAAUGAAGAAUCUUAUGGUAAAAUGAAUCGCCAGUUGAAAUCACAGCAUUCUCGAAGGAUGCCAAGACACAUGCAAGCUAAUAGACAAGCAGAUAAUUCCCAUGGGAGUGAUGUUUUGAUGUGGGCCCCUGUUAAACCACCGAACAAGGUAGAGAAGAUUAAAAUUGAGGUAAUUGUUCCUUCAAAGAGUGACCAGAAGGUAAAUAGUAUAAAAAAUAAGAGGGCUGAAAUGGAGAGAUAUGUUCCAAAACCUGUUGCAAAAGAAAUGGCUCAGCAAGGAAGUUUACAAAGAAUGGUGUCCUCAAUAAGUCAGGUUCCUAUGGAUGAAUGUGUUGAUGCUGGUUCUCAAGGUGUUGGAAAAGUGGGUUCUGUAAUGGAGUCUAAAAAUGGAGAUAGCUGGCAGACUAGGGCUUGGAAGGGAAAAACACAUGGGUCAUGGCGGCAAAGGAAUUCAACAGAAUCAAAUGAUGUGCAUGACAUGCAAGAUGGAGUGAACCGUGGUUCUAGCUCCUAUCAAAAUAUUCAGAUACCGAUGGAGCGUCAGCAAGUGCAGAUGUCUGAAACAAGCUUGUUGAAAGGACAAUCGAAGUAUGCUAAUGAGACUAGUAAACCUGAUGGCAUAAACAAUCCAGCCAAUCAUGAUUCAGAUGUUCCAGUUUAUGUUCCUAUUAUUAAAGAUCAUAAAGCAAUGGUCAGGGAGAGGCAGGUUCCUUUUAGACGACAGAAGGAUGCAGGUGUGAACCAUGAUGUUGAUCUGAAGAAAAAUGCUGGGGCUACUAGGAAAACUGAAACACUGGUAUCAUCCUCCGUGCACAAUCAGCCAGAUAUCAAGGUUGUUUUAAAGGAAAGUCAGAGUAUUGGAGAACAUGGGUCAUCUCACUGGCAACCCAAAUUUCAGGCAUCAAAUAAUCAGAGAGGAAAUAGACCCAAGAAAAAGGAGUUUUCUCUUCACGUUGGUGUAUCAUUUCCGGAUGGUCAAGAUAAGGAGUCUAGCCCUCUUAUUGCACAACCUCCCAGUCAAUUAGUCUCUGAGAAGAGCAAGGGUCGAGAAGUUCCAAAUCUUGGGAUCCCGGAAGCUAUAAGAGAGAGUAGAAAUGCUCCACGUAAAGGCCAUGUCCACUCCCCAAAUCAUGUAGCUGUUAGCUCAAGUGAGCAGGCUCCUACAAGUAUGGACCCUAGGCAUCGGCAACACCCAUCAUCUGGAGUUCGCAAAAAUGGAAACCAUAACCGUUUUGGGAAGGUACAUGAAUCUCAGGGAGAUUGGAAUUCACAUGGGCAAGAUAACAGACAUUAUCAUGACCGAGAAAGACAAGGUUCAAACCAUCAUUAUGAGUACCAUGCUGUUGGGCCACAUGGUGACAGCAAAUCAGACAAUUCUGAUCGAUCCAAAGAUGAUAGCUAUCACACUGGGGGAAGAUUUAGGGAGAGGGGUCAAACUAACUCAAGACGUGGUGGUGGAAACUUCUCUGGACGCUAGCUAGAGUGGUGGUUUUGAUUGGAAGCUGUUAGUGAGUAGGUUUUUAUACUCCAACAUUGUUUUUAUGCUCCACCAGAAACCAUAUAUUUAUUUAUAAGUGCUAUGUUCAGUCAUGUUGAUCGGAUCCAUUGAGUUUUGAUUUUGAAUGGUAAAUGUAGGUGCUUCAGUUAUGUUCUGAUAGUCGGUAGGCAUUGAGCAGGGCUACAAAAGUGGAGAUUUGAUGGCUCCCCAUGUGGUUUAUUUGUUUCUGAUUGGAAUUAGUAGUUUAUUUUAGUUUCAUCGAGACUAUCACUGCUUCUUUCCUACCACAAUGGUCUAUUGACUUCACA